CCUGGGACUCUCGGCUGCUAGUUCAAGGACAAAGACAGAAUGACUCAACAUUGUACCAAAUUUUCUGGACACUGGAAGAUAAUUGUAUGGGAUGAAGAAUGUUUUCAGGGACGGAGACACGAGUUUACAGCUGAAUGCUACAAUAUUAUGGAAUGUGGAUUUGAAACUGUUCGCUCAUUUAAAAUAGAAAGUGGAGCAUGGGUUGGCUAUGAGCACUUAGGAUUCCAAGGCCAGCAGUUUGUGUUGGAGAGAGGAGAGUACCCCCGCUGGGAGGCCUGGAGUGGCAGCAAUGCCUAUCAUGUUGAGCGAAUGACUUCUUUCCGACCCAUUGCCUGUGCUAACCAUCGUGAUUGCAAGAUGUCCAUAUUUGAGAAGGAAAACUUCCUGGGAAGGAAAGGAGAGAUAAGUGAUGACUAUCCCUCUCUGCAAGCUAUGGGAUGGUGCAACAAUGAAGUAGGCUCAUUCCGUGUUCAUUCUGGCGCCUGGGUGUGCUACCAGUAUCCUGGUUACCGCGGAUUUCAGUACAUCAUGGAAUGUGACCGCCACUCUGGAGAAUACAAGCACUGGAGAGAAUGGGGAUCCCAUGCACAAACCUUCCAGAUUCAGUCCAUCCGCAGAAUUCAGCAGUAAAGAAAAUAUCACAUCCAUACACAUUCUUGUAUUUUAACCUGAAACAAAUAAAGCAUAAAAAGAUA
Messenger RNA from Xenopus tropicalis (tropical clawed frog), 695 nucleotides. RefSeq names its product crystallin beta A4 (gene cryba4). The record is from RefSeq and is marked provisional. Lineage: Eukaryota; Metazoa; Chordata; Amphibia; Anura; Pipidae.